Molecule: messenger RNA, 473 nt
Organism: Jaculus jaculus (lesser Egyptian jerboa)
Lineage: Eukaryota; Metazoa; Chordata; Mammalia; Rodentia; Dipodidae
Product: astrocytic phosphoprotein PEA-15
Exons: 1
Coding region: 43-435 (130 amino acids)
Biological process (GO): negative regulation of extrinsic apoptotic signaling pathway via death domain receptors; MAPK cascade
Molecular function (GO): protein binding
Source: RefSeq, a predicted model, not a curated record
CGGGGAGUGCCCGCGCCCUGAGCUCUCAGCUCCGGAGGCGUCAUGGCAGAGUACGGGACUCUCCUCCAGGAUCUAACCAAUAACAUCACCCUUGAAGAUCUGGAACAGCUAAAGUCAGCCUGCAAGGAGGACAUCCCCAGUGAGAAGAGUGAAGAGAUCACUACAGGCAGUGCCUGGUUCAGCUUCCUGGAGAGCCACAAUAAGCUGGACAAAGACAACCUUUCCUACAUUGAGCACAUCUUUGAGAUCUCCCGCCGUCCUGAUCUACUCACAAUGGUGGUUGACUAUAGAACCCGAGUGCUGAAGAUCUCUGAGAAGGAUGAGCUGGACACCAAGCUAACCCGUAUCCCCAGUGCCAAGAAGUACAAAGACAUUAUCCGGCAGCCCUCUGAAGAAGAGAUCAUCAAAUUGGCUCCCCCACCGAAGAAGGCCUGAGCAAGGGGGAGGAAGAGGAGGAAGGUUGCACCUUCAUG